Necator americanus (New World hookworm) is the source of this 468-nucleotide messenger RNA. RefSeq lists its product as uncharacterized. The transcript has a single exon. NCBI's taxonomy places the organism in Eukaryota, Metazoa, Nematoda, Chromadorea, Rhabditida, Ancylostomatidae. The record is from RefSeq and is a predicted model, not a curated record. The coding region runs from base 1 to 468 and encodes 155 amino acids.
AUGUGGAUGUGUCAGCUGAAUCUGCGAUGCGAUCAAAAAGACGAUGUCCAUCCCAAACGAAUGGAUCUAGUAUGCCCCAUUUACGCUCAUCGGACGAACAUAUCCGAGUGCUCCAGCUACGUUUAUCUGGGUCGGGAAUUGAACAUGAUGAACGAUCAGACCCCCGAGCUGGGUAGGAGGAGACGAGCGGCUUGGGGAGCGUAUAAGAGCAUCGAGGAUGUAGUGAAGAAGACCAGGAACACCCGACUCCGUGCUCACCUCCUAAACACCACCUUACUUCCCGCUUUGGCGUACGCUUCAGAAACAUGGGCACUUCACAAGCAGGAAGAAAACGCGGUGAGCGUCAUUGAACACGCAGUUGGGAGAGUGAUGCUAGGAGUAUCUCGUUCCACGCAAAUGAGGGACGGGAUUCGAAGUUCUCUCCUAUGUCAGCGAUCGACAAUCAGAGACCCCGCCAAUAAAAGAUGA